CUGAAAGUGAAUUCAACAGACGUGACUGCACACAAAAUUAAUUUACGACUUUCAUAUUACGCUAAUCGCUCACAAUGACUCUGGAAAAUAAGGAAGAACUAUACAAACGCAACUACAACUCCAUCAAAGUGUUGUUUCGGGUAUCUUACACGUUGGGUGUAAAUUUAACCGCGCCUGAUAAAUUUAAGGAUUCAUUAAAAGUUAUCCAAAUUAUUUUGAUAGCAAGCAGCCUUCUCUCACUCUUUGCCCACUGGUGGUAUCUCAAGCGACAUAUUGACAACAUACCACUUAUCGCUGAGGCCGUUUUCACUGCUUUGCAAAUUGGCAUGGCCGCCAUUAAAUUGAUAUAUUUCUUCUUCACACAUCGCACCUUCUACCGUCUGCUGGAUCAGACUUUAACACAUGAAAUAAUACGCAAAAUAGAAAUACUUACUGAUUUUCCAAUAGAUCGGCAGUUGAGGCAAGAGAUCGACGAUAUAAUGAAUCGAGUUUGGCUUAAUACUCGACGUCUAUUUUUAUUUUAUUUUUGUUGUUGUGUUGGUAUUAUUGCCAAUUACUUUUUUACCGCCUUCUUCGUGAAUCUCUAUCAUCAGCUGAAGCAAACACCCGAUUAUGAGUUCUUUCUGCCUGUUCCGGCACUCUAUCCAUUUUGGGAAAAGAAGGGCAUGACAUUUCCCUACUAUCCUAUACAAAUGUAUAUGACCGGUGCUGCGCUCUAUGUUUCAGGCCUAGGUGCUGUGAGCUUCGAAGGCGUCUUUAUGGUGCUAUGUCAGCAUGCAGUUGCUUUAGUGAAGGUCCACAAUUUGUUGGUGCAACACGCCACUUCACCGCAGAUACCGGCUGAGAGGCGGCUAGAGUACUUGCGAUAUCUCAUAAUUACCUAUCGGCGCGUAAGCAAGUAUUUGCAAGAAAUCAAAAUAAUUUUCAAGCACAUCAGUUUGGUACAGUUCUUGCUUAGUUUGAUUGUAAUGGGCUUUGUGUUAUUUGAGAUUAGUUAUGGUUUGGAAGCCAGCAUAGUUAUCCUCAUACGUAUGAUCAUGUAUAUAUCGGCUUCAAUAUCUCAAAUCACUAUAUACUGCUAUCAUGGUCAGGCACUUACUAGCGCGUGCGAAGAAAUCCCACUGGCUUAUUACAAUUGCGAUUGGUAUGGCGAGAACAAAACAUUCAAAAACCUCAUAUUGAUGAUGAUUAUGCGAACAAACAAAGAGUUUAAUAUGGAAGUAUCAUGGUUUACCCUGAUGAACUUGACCACCUUGAUUUCUUUGCUGAGAGCGAGUGGAUCCUACUUUUUGCUAUUGCAAAAUCUUCAAGAAGAUUGAUUUAAUAACAUUAUAUAU
Bactrocera dorsalis (oriental fruit fly) is the source of this 1337-nucleotide messenger RNA. RefSeq names its product odorant receptor 63a. The record is from RefSeq and is a predicted model, not a curated record. The coding region runs from base 75 to 1319 and encodes 414 amino acids. Gene Ontology annotation, molecular function: odorant binding; olfactory receptor activity. NCBI's taxonomy places the organism in Eukaryota, Metazoa, Arthropoda, Insecta, Diptera, Tephritidae. Gene Ontology annotation, biological process: detection of chemical stimulus involved in sensory perception of smell; sensory perception of smell. The transcript has 11 exons. Gene Ontology annotation, cellular component: plasma membrane.